CGGCGGGGCCGGAGCGCUGCCGGCAGGCGGGGGGGAGGCGGUGCCCCGGGGGCGGGCACGGCUAAUCGCGGCACGUGGUCGGGCGCAGCAGCAGCAGCAUCAUGGCGCAGCUCACGGCGCGGUUUCGCACCGAGAACCGCAGGUACGCGGUGGAGGAUGUGCCCUUCUCGGUGCCUGCGGCCUCCGAGACCACAGACCUCAGCCAGCUCAUCAACAAGCUGCUGGCGGCCGGCAACGCGGAUCACAAAUAUGUGGAAUUCGACUUCCUUAUCAAUGGGCAGUUCUUGCGAAUGCCACUGGUCACACACAUGGAAAUGGAAAAUAUCUCCACAGAAGAAGUGGUGGAAAUAGAGUAUGUGGAGAAAUACAUGGCCCCUCAGCCAGAGGAGUGCAUCUUCCAUGAUGACUGGAUCAGUUCUGUUCAAGCUACUGAAGAAUGGAUAUUAACUGGCUGCUAUGAUCAGACUGCUCGAAUCUGGUCUUUGGAAGGAAAAUCCAUCAUGACAGUAGCUGGGCAUACAGAAGUAGUGAAGGAUGUGGCAUGGGUAAAGCAAGAUAGUUUAUCAUGCCUAUUACUCAGUGCUUCUAUGGACCAAACCGUGCUGCUGUGGGAGUGGAACGUGGAGAAAAACAAAGUGAAAGCCCUUCACUGCUGCAGGGGACAUGCUGGGAGUGUAGACUCUAUAGCUGUUGAUUGCACGAGAACUAAAUUCUGCAGUGGAUCCUGGGACAAAAUGUUAAAGAUCUGGUCUGCAGUACCUACAGAUGAAGAGGAUGAAAUGGAAGAAGCAGCUAACAGACCACGGAAGAAACAGAAAACUGAACAGCUGGGACUAACAAGGACUCCCCUGUCAACCCUCUCUGGCCACACAGAAGCUGUCUCUUCUGUGCUGUGGAUAGAUGCUGAAGAAAUCUGCAGUGCGUCGUGGGACCACACCAUUAAACUCUGGGAUGCUGAGACUGGAGAUCUCAAAUCAACCCUGACAGGAAACAAAGUGUUUAAUUCUGUCUCCUACUCACCGCUGUGUCGUCGCCUCGCAUCUGGGAGCACUGACAGACACAUUAGACUAUGGGAUCCUCGCAGCAAAGAUGGCUCCUUGGUUCUGCUGUCUCUGACAUCUCACACGGGCUGGGUGACAUCUGUGAAGUGGUCACCUACCCAUGAGCACCAGCUGAUCUCUGGUUCUCUGGACAACAUUGUGAAGCUCUGGGACACAAGGAGUUGCAAAGCUCCUCUGUAUGACUUGGCUGCUCAUGAAGACAAGGUUUUGUGUGUGGACUGGACAGAAGGAGGGCUGCUAUUGAGCGGAGGUGCAGACAACAAACUGUAUUGCUACAGAUACCCAACUACAGCCUCUGAUGUUGGAGCAUGAAGGUCAACAGCCAGAAGACUUGAAAAAAAGAUAAAAAGAUUCUUGCAGCAGUUGUUCUCUGAAGAAAGGAGUUUCUUGUUGCUCAGAGCACUGUUCCUGUUUUUUAUUGGUAACCUAUAAUCCAUAUUUAUCACAGGAAAAUGGCCACAAGCAGUUACAAAUGUGAUUAGCUUGAAACAAAGCAAAGUGUUUCCUCCCUUUUGAUGGCUAUUUGUAUAGCUCUUUUAAUAAAGAGUAAACUGUUCCUGCUACUUACAGAAAAAUUACUCACUGGAUUAAAUUAUUAUUUUUUAGUUUACCUUCUUUGCCCUGAAAAGAAAAAAUAAAGCUUUUAUCUACAGUUCAGUCCUAGUGCCUCGCUUCAGAUAAAUGUCAGAAUUAGCUCUCCUUUCACUACAGCUGUUGGCAAUUCUUACAAUUAGGUCCUUAACUGGUGAUCCCAGGUUUCCUUCUUGGAUGAAAACUUAGUAUGUUUGCAGUGCAAAUGGUUUGAUAUAAAGGAACUUGACAGAUU
This is a messenger RNA of Pezoporus occidentalis (night parrot), 1887 nucleotides long. RefSeq names its product WD repeat domain 12 (gene WDR12). The record is from RefSeq and is a predicted model, not a curated record. Lineage: Eukaryota; Metazoa; Chordata; Aves; Psittaciformes; Psittacidae. Gene Ontology annotation, molecular function: protein binding. Gene Ontology annotation, cellular component: preribosome, large subunit precursor; PeBoW complex. Bases 102 to 1373 code for a protein of 423 amino acids. Gene Ontology annotation, biological process: maturation of LSU-rRNA from tricistronic rRNA transcript (SSU-rRNA, 5.8S rRNA, LSU-rRNA); maturation of 5.8S rRNA from tricistronic rRNA transcript (SSU-rRNA, 5.8S rRNA, LSU-rRNA); ribosome biogenesis. The transcript is spliced from 13 exons.